Messenger RNA from Anguilla anguilla (European eel), 2067 nucleotides. RefSeq names its product modulator of VRAC current 1 (gene mlc1). Bases 343 to 1611 code for a protein of 422 amino acids. Gene Ontology annotation, biological process: regulation of response to osmotic stress. The transcript has 13 exons. Gene Ontology annotation, cellular component: endoplasmic reticulum; cytoplasmic vesicle; plasma membrane. NCBI's taxonomy places the organism in Eukaryota, Metazoa, Chordata, Actinopteri, Anguilliformes, Anguillidae. The record is from RefSeq and is a predicted model, not a curated record.
GGGAGGUGUCUAAACUGAGAAACAAACUCCUUCUCUGAAGCUGAAAAGCUCCUGUUUCUGGAGGCGAAGCGGACGCGUGGACGGAUACACGGAAGGCACCGCCGGAUGCACGGACGCACAGGUGGAUCCUAACGACAGACAUGUGGAUCCGUUAAAAAUAAGCGGGCAUCUUUACGAAGCUGGUCCGUGACAAACCUGGAUGCCCGGCUGGUUUUCCUGAAGAGUGACACGCCAUCUUUCCGCACGGAGCAGAGCCAAUCAGGAGCAGCCACGUCUCACACGCCAGCCACUCGGAAUCUCAAAGCCCCGCCCGCCCGUUGGCUCCACAGACCGCCCGUGGCCAUGCAGAGGGAGGAGCUGUCCGCGAGGGAGGAGUUCGGCUACGACUGCAUGCCCCCGCUGGAGCGGGGCGCGGGGGGGACGGGCGGGCGGCGGUCGGAACGGGACCGGCCGGAGAGGGACAGCUACACGGUGGACGUGAGGGCCAGCGACCUCCAGCUGCCCCAGUCCCCGGCCCUGCACCACUGCCUCAGCUGCAGGGCCUGGCUCUACAGCGCCCUCAUAGGGGGCAGUCUCUUGAUCUCAGCGGGCUUCUCUCUCUACCUGGGCAACGUCUUCCCAGACGCCAUGGACUACCUGCGCUGCGCCGCUGGCUCUAGCAUUCCAGCUGCAGUUGUGAGCUUUGCGAUUGCCAAGAACAGACACGUUGCGGUGUCGGACCUGCAGGUGGUGUUCGUGUCUUCCUUCGCCGUCACGACCACCUGCCUGGUGUGGUUCGGCUGCAAGCUGGUGCUCAGCCCCUCAGCGGUCAACAUCAACUUCAACCUCAUCCUGCUCAUCCUGCUGGAGGUCCUGCUGGCCAGCACGGUCAUCCUGUCCGCGCGCUCCGCGGAGGACUGCUGCAGCCACGGCAAGGUGUCUCUCCUAAACUAUAUCUCCUCCUCCUCCUCCCUGCCCCGCCUCCUCCCUUCUCUCCGCUCCCCCCUCCCCCUCCUCCAGCCAGUGACCUGCGAGGGCCCUGUGGUUGUGACUCCGCCCACUUUCCCUGCCCGCCUCAUCAAGGCCUACUCUGUCAUUGAGGUCAUAGUGGGAAUCUCCGCAGUGUUUGGGGGCAUCAUCGCUCUCAACAUGGACGCCCUGGCCCCCGGACCCCUCCUCUCUGCCACCUUCUUCUGGAUCCUGGUGGCUUGCUUCCCCAGUGCUAUUGCCAGCCACGUGGUGGCAGAGUACCCCAAUAAAUGCCUGGUGGAGAUGUUGAUUGCCAUUGCCAGUGUAACUUCCCCGUUGCUCUUCUCCGCCUCUGGGUUCCUCUCCUGCAGCGUGGUGAACUUCGCCGAAAUCUUCCUGCACGACAACCCCGUCACUAAGCAGUCGUACGACGUGCUGCUGAUGAUCCUGACGCUGCUGCUGCUGGUGCAGGCCGCGCUGACGCUGGUCACGGUGGUGCACUGCGCCUCCUACAAGAGCCAGCUCCGCCUGGCAGGCCUGGUCAGAGCCCAGACCACGACACUGCAGAGUCACCACAGCGAGCAACCGGCGGCCAAUGGGACGCUCCGAGACUUCGACAAGGACAAGGCCUGGAAGGCGGUGGUGGUGCAGAUGGCUCAGUGAUGUCGCCGGACCGGAGGCGAGGAAGAGGGGGGAGAGACGGAGGGGGAAAAACGAGAGGAAGGAGGGAGAGAACAAGGAGAAAGAGAGCCGAAAAGAAGUAGCACAGAGAAUGUAAACGGGGGGGGGGGGGAAGAAGAGAGGGAGAAGGGACGGUGGCCAAGGAACAAUUUGAUCGCUCGUUUCUCCCUGAAGCUGCAUUACCUGCUUUAACAAUCAGCUUACUUCUGCGUACAAUCCGUAGAGCCCUGGAACUUUAGACUGAAUAAGAGCUCCAAAUUCCUUUGGGUCCAGUUACUCUGAGUGCCAUAGGCUUGGUUCCGUCAGAGUCUAAAAUAUUUAAUAGAGACCUUUAGUUUUUAUACAAUUAACUGCUGUGUACGUUUCCUGCAGGAUUUUAAACGGCAUGUAGUCUUGUAGAUGUUUCGCCACCGAAUAAAGGAAGUUCUGAAUGUACUA